Microdochium trichocladiopsis is the source of this 1294-nucleotide messenger RNA. RefSeq lists its product as uncharacterized. The record is from RefSeq and is a predicted model, not a curated record. The transcript is spliced from 2 exons. Lineage: Eukaryota; Fungi; Ascomycota; Sordariomycetes; Xylariales; Microdochiaceae. The annotation marks the transcript as partial.
GUUCGGCUAUGGUGCCCGACUGGCAAGCACCGAGUGCUUGCUGCAAGCGAGGACACGGAAUGGAUCGUGCAGCUACAUUGCCCUCCUGCUGGGACCCCACACAAUGUCGUACUUGAAUUAGUCCGGCAGCUGGCAGAGGAUGUCUCGUACUACUAUCCAAAGACUGAUGGAGAGAUAUAUUGCAGCUUGAGACAUUACCACAGCCCUCACAUCAUACAAGAAUGGAUGGGCAAGCUCUCCCCCUGCAAGCGCGAUACUCUCAAGCUUCUGCAAUCCAACUCUCAGCUCUCUGAAGCCUUCGGAGGUCUUUUAAAGUUCCCUGGUCUUUGGGAAGGAUUUCAGCUAGGCAACAUUCACAAACAUAUGGCAUUGCACUGUGAUAAAGAGCUGAUUACAUAUCUCACGUUCAUCCAGCAGUCCUGGGAGCAUAUUGUUGACCACAAUGUCGAUCUCAUGCAACUUGUCGAUUUCAGCACAGUACGUCACCUUCAGUUGCUAGCACCAACACUCAGUUGUGCUGAUCAUGAGGAAUUACGUGCCAAAUUUCGUAGCGGCACUAUUUUUUCGAACGUGGAGGGUCGCGCUCUACUAGCAAGGCUUGAGAAGAACGUUCUUCAUUUCCAUGCAAUGAUCCCCAGUAUCAGGUCAUUCCAUGAGAAUAUGAAGCUUUUCUCGGUCACUGUGAAGAUCAUACGGCGGCUGUUGCUGCCUGGGUCAUACAGAAAAUCAUUCAGCGAAAGCCUUCGCAGUAUCUGGACGUCACCAGACCCUCCAGUGAUUGAAGUCGACGAGGGCAUCUUCCAGGUCGCGAAGUCUGCGCUCUCAUUCGAAGUAGCCUAUUGGCAGCUGGUAUUGGCAGCUCUCAGGAACUUCGCAAGACUUGGAAACGAAGGGCCAAGAGUUGACAGAGACGACAGGAUCGACGGGCAUAUUGAGCCCACAGCUCUCGCAUACUUUCAACGUCGAGCUCUUCUCUUGGGCUUCCAGAGUGAUGUCAUCCGUCACGGAGCUAGGAGCGACACAGGAAUCAAAGGCCUCCGCAGGAAUGAUGGCCCCGCAGAUGAGCAGAUAGCCCAAUUGUCACGCCGUUGGGGGCGGCCACAUUCCAGAGUGUAUCGCCAAAUACAGAGAGUCGCUUUCCUCCAACAACUGAGCGACAGAACACGAAUGGAGCACCUCUCCGUUCCAUCUCUAUUGUCGAUUGCGACUUUAUUCAAAUCCACGAUAGACAAAUCGACCGAAACCUCUUUACGUGUCGACUCGAUCCCCAACCUGCAGGACCGCGCUGUAGAGC